AUGAAGCGGCAAGUCCGCGUCGCGUACCUCGCAGAGCGCGCGGCGCUGCAAGACGCCUACGUGGCGCUCACCUCUCGAUUCUACGCCCUUCGAGGGACAAUGCUGCCGUGGGAAGAGGUGGCAGCCGCGCUCCGGGACGCGCGUGAGGCCGCCGACAACGACAACCGCAACCUCCAGCACCGCGUCCGCCAAACCCGCUUGUUUGCGACGCGCUUGCAGCACUGGAUGAGCACCAUGUCCGCACCGACCACCACGAGCCUCACGACCAAUGGUGUCACCAGCGUGACACUCCUGCAAGACAUCGAGAUGCGUCAGCUGGGCUUGGAGUGGAUUCAAAAGCAGCUUUACCACAGUGCGAGCAGACAUCUCGCACCGUCCGUGUUUCCCCACGCGUACGAAGACUCGGUCAAGGUCGAGUGGGGCCACCGCGGGCGCAAGAUCGUGCUUCAAAAAGUUGUGCAAGCAAGUCCGCAAAUCGUCGCCGCUGCGCUCUGGGCUGUCAACUGCGCGUCGACCGGCGAGCUUUUCCCCGGUGUCCACACGGCCAACAUUCGGGUCCUCCAUCAAGCGCAGGAUGGGAACCGUCGGCUCAGCUACAGCGUCGACGAGACGGGCAACUCGAAAGGCACGAGCCUCAAGAUUUGCCAUGCGCGCUUCAACGACAACAACGACCGCAUCCUCGUCGCGUAUCGCUCCGUCACGAUCGACGACACGUACCCCGACGUUUUGGACCCGGACGAGUACCUCGAGUGCGUCAACUACCUCCAGCCCCGCGCGUCGUUCGAGUCGGUCACCGGCUACGUCGAAGGCAUCUACCCGGCGGGGUACCACCACCAUGUGCAGACGUAUGCAAACCUGAGGAACCAGAAUCUCUCGUUCGAGCAGUAUCUGCAACGCGCGCUCUUGUUGCGCGGCAUUGCGAUCGCCCACGAGCACAGCGACGUCCUCAACAAGGUCAUCCAGAGCGUCAUGACGCACCCUGCUUUUUACAACGUCUAA
Molecule: messenger RNA, 999 nt
Organism: Saprolegnia parasitica CBS 223.65
Lineage: Eukaryota; Oomycota; Saprolegniomycetes; Saprolegniales; Saprolegniaceae
Exons: 4
Coding region: 1-999 (332 amino acids)
Source: RefSeq, a predicted model, not a curated record